This is a messenger RNA of Equus caballus (horse), 8323 nucleotides long. The record is from RefSeq and is a predicted model, not a curated record. Lineage: Eukaryota; Metazoa; Chordata; Mammalia; Perissodactyla; Equidae.
GGCUGGCGGCGGAGGCUCUCCCGGCGCGGGCUGCAGAUGUCGGAGCGGCGGUUGGCCGAGAGGCCGGGCCCCUGGAGCCCCGCAGUGGGCCGAGGGCCGGCGGGCGGCGGCGGGGACGGCCCGGGCGUGGAGGGGAGCCAGGCGGCCGCCUCAGAGAAUGAAGAUCUAGAAAACACUAAGGUCACCUCUCCAGUGGCUCCUGCCUCUGAUCCAGAACCCAAUUCCUCAUCCUACAGGCCACAGAUGGUAUCUCCAGGGAGUGAGGAUGCCGCUGAAGAUCUGCGGAAAGCAGCCAGUGCCUUGGAGGCUCAGGCCCUGGUGGAACAGGAAGUGCUGCCUACAGACCAGGCCCAGGUCCUCAACAAGAUGGCCAAGUAUCAAGUUCCACAAAGGUCUGGGGACAUCGUUAUGAUCCAGUCUGAGCACACGGGAGCUAUAGAUAUUCUUUCAGCUGAUUUGGAAUCUGCAGAUCUUCUGGGGGACCACAGGAAAGUCUCCCCACCUCUGAUGGCUCCUCCGUGCAUCUGGACCUUUGCCAAGAUGAAGGAAUUCAAAAGCAAGCUGGGCAAAGAGAAGAACAGCCGUCUGGUGGUGAAGCGGGGUGAGGUGGUGACCAUCCGGGUUCCUACCCAUCCAGAGGGGAAGCGUGUCUGCUGGGAGUUUGCGACCGAUGACUAUGACAUUGGCUUUGGAGUUUAUUUUGACUGGACCCCUGUAACCAGCACUGACAUAACUGUGCAGGUCAGUGAUUCCAGUGAGGAUGAGGAUGAAGAUGAGGAAGAGGAGGAGGAGAUUGAAGACCCUGUCCCAGUUGGAGAUGUGGAGAGAGGCUCCAGGAGCUCCCUGCGAGGUCGCUAUGGGGAAGUCAUGCCUGUGUACCGGCGGGACAGCCACCGAGACGUGCAGGCUGGCAGCCACGACUACCCCGGUGAGGGCAUCUACCUGCUCAAGUUUGACAACUCCUACUCCCUGCUGCGCAACAAGACUCUCUACUUCCACAUCUACUACACGAGCUGAAGGCUGGCUGGGACGGGAGGCAGGUGGGCGUUGUGGGCUCGAGCAGGCUGCCAGCUGGGGCCUCUUGUUUUGGAUAGGCGAGAGCUAAAAGUUAAGUGUGAGGCUCCUGACCCUCACGCCCUGCCUGGCAUGCCUGACUGUCGCCCCCAUGUAGCUUUUCCCCCUUCUUGGCUUCUACAGGCGGUGGUGUAGUACCCCUGUUCUGUGCUCCCUCACUCAUGCUCUUCUUGCUUCAGACUCCAGCAAAAUCCCUCUCCGAAGGAACCCAUAAGGCAAGAGCCUAAAAGGAAGUCGAGUGUUGUCUUUUAAAAAUGUUUGUUUUGGUACAAGGUGUAUUAUUCGAAUGGCUGCUCCCUCCUCCCCCGGUGCCUUUAUUGCAGACGCGUUUAGUGGCGCCCACUCUCUUCGCUUUUCAGAAGUGCUAGAAGAGGGAAAAGCACAUUGUCCAUGAAGGAACCCAGUCUCUUGGACGGAGGCAGCUCUGUCCAGUCUCUCACCACUGCCAUAUUCCCGCCUGCCGGUUCUUCGUGGUCUCUAGCACAGGCUGGGAGCCCUCACUGCCUUUGGAGGGGUGUUAUCAGUCCCGAUGGUUCGACUCUGCCUCUUUGCCUCCUCUCCUCCCCUUCCUAAGUCUGUCUUUGCCAUUACAGCAAGAACUUCUGUGCAAGCUAAAGUGAUGAUCCAUGUGGUCUAAGAUCUUCUGGGAAGAAAAACUGCCUCCAUCACUUCCUGCUUCAAGAGCUAGUGUCCCUGACCAGGACACUGGUGGUUGACGGGGAAAGGGUGGAAAUUAGGUGCUGGCUUGAUCUCAGAACUCACAUCUUUGAAAGUCCAGUGUUACAAAAUUGUUUUUUUGUAUAAUCAAAGAGAUGGAAGGUUUAAAAAAAACCCCCAAAACAACACUCUAGAUUCCCCACCACUUUUUUUUGUCUUUAGAGUUAGAGGGUUAUUUAGAAAUUUGCUUUGGAACCAAUUAGACUUCCACAGCUUCUGGAUUUGGGUUUCUUGCAUCGAGGGCGUAAAGCUUCAGGGGUGCAGAGUCUCUUCGGAAAGGUGAUAAUGAAGCGGCACUGUUGCUGCUGGUUGGAUUUCUUCUUUGCCAGGCCAAAGCUUGCAUUUCCCUGGUGAUGGCCUUUCCCACUCCAUUCACCCUGAAGCCCAGAGGGCCACAGGGUGCUGCAGCCAGUGGUCACCAGAGCCGCAGGGUCGGGGGUCUCAGGCAGAUGGGGAGGCAGAGAAGGGACCACUGUGGUUGUCUGUACCUCCUUGUUUCUUAUUCCCUGUGUCAAGUCUGUUACUGCCGUAGAAUUUUGAGGAAUAAUUAGAUUUAUUUAUUACUUUAUUUAUUUUUUUAGCACAUUUCAUUUUGCCUUUGGAACACUUUCCAUCUGUUUCUCGGAAGGCUUCCAUCUGCUCUGAGCCAUUGAGACCACCUCUUCUGUGGAGUUAAACAUGAUGAUUUUAGGCGAAGCUGGGAAGUGAUCAUGUUCCAUUCCCGCAGGUCAGUCCUGUGAUGCUUUGGGAGAGUCUGCCCCUUCUGAGAUGGAUCGUGCCAAACUACCCCUGCAUUCCCCAUGAGGAAUUCUAGGUUGUGAGGAAAGCCGCCCAUUCUCCCAGGAUUGAGUGGGGAGGAACUGACUAGCCCAUCAGAGAUAUCCUGUGAUUCCAGGAUUUCAAAGUCCUUUGCCUACUCUGAGGUGUUACCUUCUUCACGAGGUUUCCUUUGUCUCAUUCCUCCCUCGUGUGGGUGCCUCACACCAAGGCUUUCCUCCCUCUAUGAGUAGGAACUCACAGAGCAGGGCUCCUCCAGUAGGUCUGCAGUAGCAUCUCUGUCACGAACAAAGGGCAAUAUGGCCUGCACCUUCCGUUCCCCUGGGUGCAAAGCCUCAAGUAGGAUAGGAUGUUGUGGAUGGCCAUAGCAUCCCCCUGCUCUGAGCAGCAUCGUACAUCCAUUGUUUUAUAUUUGAGUGCAUUUUAUAGAGGAUUACACUGGCCAAAAUUUAUAUACCUUGGAAAAAAUUAGAAAUUAUUUUAGCGAUUGUCUAUUUGGGCGGUAAAAAGCAAACUUGUGUGUCAUCCCGUCAGAUAGCUGAGUGACCACUCUUUCACCACUGAAGUUGAAUCCUGCCUUAGCUAAUUGAAUGAAUCUUUAUAAAAGAAUUUUCUACUGAGCUGUUCUCCAGUUAGCUAAAGCCUUGCUUAAUUUUUCUGUUUAUUAACUUCUGACUUUCUCUUAAAAAGAGCUCACAGGCCACAGCAAGCUCCGUGGGAUAACACUUAUUGUUUAUUUUUGCCAUGAGAUUCUCUGUACUUAUUUUCUUUGGAAUCUUAGUUCUGUUGCAUCAGGGAAGCCUGAGGGACUUGGUCCCAUGGCCUCUGUGUGCCCCUUAUUGUCUGGUCACUUUUGAAGUCUUGGACAUUGUUACAUUUCAUUCUGUACUGGUGUUCACUAACAAUCAGGGUUUCUUUGUUCAAUUAGCACAAAAUAGCUAAGAUAUUUUCACCGUCUAAUUCAUUCGCUAUUCUCAUAAUAAAUUUCUAUAAUUACUGAACUUUAGGGAUAAACUAUUAUUUACUGAAGCACAAGUAAUAAUAUACUGAGAAUAUCACAGCCCAGCAGAUCCUAAGAGGUAGUCAUUUCCUUAGUCUCUCCCAGUCCAAGUUUAUAGAGCCAGAUAGCAAGAUGAAAAUCACUUGCUUUCACCCCACCCUGUUCUCUAGAGCACAAAUAAACAUGAACGUACAAUCGAAAGAAAGCGCAUCAUAGUGGGAGAGAGACUAGAGUUCUCUACACAGAGUGGCUGAGCUCUUAAAUUCCUUCAAUUUCUUUAGUUUUGCUACUUUUUGCUGGAGAUGGGGCUUUUAGAAAGGAAGACAUGUUUAAAGUGUUAAUUUUUUUCCAACAUUUUAUUAUGAAAAAUUUUCAGCAAACAGUAGAAGUCUAUAGUAAACACCCUUAGGUAUACCUAGCACAUCGAUUUUAUAAUGCUAAACUGCUAAUUUUUAAACAAAGAUGAUUCCACAAUUCUCUUGCCUUUCACAGGGGGCAAAUUAGCAUAUGUUCUGUGCACAGACAUCAGGUGUCCUGUGUCAGAGAGCCCCUGGGUUUUAGCAGACUUGUUUCAUUCAAUGUGUAUUAUCUGGGAGGUGGUCCUCAUAGAAAGGUUUCUUGGUCUCCAUCUUUCAAAACUCAUGCUGUGUUUCCUCCCGCCUCAGGCCAUAAUUUUUGCUGUUUUCUUCUUUAACUGGCAUGUCAGCGUGAGGGUAAUUGUGAAGCUGCUCUGGAAGGACUACAAUCUCUGUUGCUUUAUGACACACCCUCAGGACUCUGAAAUUAAAACUCAAUCCUCAGACAAUAUGUAGCUUUAUAAUAGAAGUAGGUAGCAACUUGAAAUUAGGCCAUUCUUAGUUAUUCUUUUCUUCAUUGAUUCAUGCACUUUAAAAGUAUUUUUAUCUGUUAUUUAGUAAAGAAAAUCUCAGACUUUUAAAAAGUAUAUAUUGUCCCUUAUAAUAUGUAUGGAAGAGUUAAAUCUGAAAGCUCUCUGUAUUGUAUUAAUCACUGGGAUUGAAUAUUAUUGUAAAACUUAUCAUUUAUAGAAAGAUCUGAGUCUGUAUGUCUUUUUUUCUUUUUUGCUGAGGAGGAUUUUCCCUGAGCUAACAUCUGUUGCCAGUCUUCCUCUGUUUUGUAUGUGGAUCGCUGCCACAGCAUGGUUGCCAACGAGUGGUGUAGGUUUGUGCCUAGGAACUGAACCUGGGCCACUGAAGCAGAGUACGCCAAACCUAACCACUAGGCCAUGGGACCGGCCCCAAGUUUGUAUGUUUUUGAUGAGCCCUACUCAGUCCCUCUUUGAAAGAGUUAGGUGAAACCCAAACCUACAGUCUGUAUUUUGAUAUUUAUUUUUUAAGACCACUUUUUUGCAAAAGGUUGCCUUUUACCCCCAGAGUGUAUGGGUCUAAGGUACAGAGUUGCGUGACCCUAAUAUUUACAUAAAAGACAAUUGUUUUAGAGGAAGGGGCAUGAGUGAAACAUGAGAACAUGAAGCUUGAGAACUGCCUUUUUAAAUUGAUAGUAAGGAAUGAAAACAGAAUAAAAUGAGGGGAAGAGAGAAAAGCUAUCAAAUGUAUCCUGGAAUUUUUCUCAUAUCCUGAUUUCGUUUAGUUAUUUCAUUUGCAUUUCAUUAGUUGGAAUUGUUCUUUAAGCCAGAAGCCUCACUGGUUCUCAUUGUGCUUGUCUGAGAAACCCCAAACCCACUUUGCUGUCUUUUCCAACAGGGUCGACUUUAGGGGUAUUUUUGAGUAGGUCUCCUCUGCUAAGUGUAAUCCUGACCUGAGCAUUGAUUUCAUCUCUAUAUUCUCUGGAAUUUACAAGUCUGGUGCCAAGAAAAAAGAUGGUGAGAUCAGAAAGAGGCUGGGAGGAGUUCCAGUUGUGUCACUGUAGCCUUGGUUGGUUAUGACUAUGGCCAGGAAAGGGAUGAAAUAGGUUAAUUUUGACCAACAUCACAGAAGAGCCUCAAGCCACAAGAGUAUGUUUGUGAACAAGCUGUGCUCCCUGUAGGCCGACCUCCCUGUGGGGUGUAGGAAUCACCAUCUUCUUUAAUCUGUGUGGGAUGGUCAUACACACAGCAGGAAAUGGAAGCAAAUGACACAGCGUGUUCUCUCUUUUAGAGCUUCCAUUUAGAAUUUCUCCUGGGUCUAAAAGGUCCACAUCAGCCUCUUUAACUAGUCUCUUUCCACUUGGCCAAAAGUGUCGAACUCCUAGAAACCUGAAUCUGCUAGAAAAGGGAAGAGCACCAUCCCAAUAUAAUCUCAGUGAUUGAAAAGAGUUAGAAAGUGAGUUUCUGUCUGAAAAAAAGGUCAUUUCUUUUUUGUUGUUGUCGUUGCAAGGGGUAACUUGUUAAGGGAUGUAUUAACAAGAGAGCAAGUCAUUGUGUGUAGGGAAUGGGUGCCUAAAACCAAUCACAAGCUGGGUGCUUUCCAUCACCCCAGUAUAUCGCAAGUAUCCAUAUGGCCAAAGUCCCAGUCUUCACCUACUUGGGAUCCUAUCCACACAGCUGAGAGAUGGACUAGGCUCCCUCAUUUCUCUGAUGUCUUAAUUGUGGUAUUGUUUAGCACUGGCAGCAUGGUCUCCAGGGCCUCUGGUUACCUGAUUAACCAGAAUUAAAUAAUAGUGUGAGUUGAGUAGAUAAGGCAAUCAACCUUGGUUGGAAGUAGAGCAGGGCAGGGAUUAUGAUUUACAGUUUCAUGUUGGGAUAGCUGAGUGACUCGUGUAUUACCGUGCAAUUGGAACUCUUGGUAACCUUACCAAAUGAGUGAAGAGGAUGUGACAGUGCUGUAUGGAUGAGGACAACAAAUUAAUUGAGUUGAGUAAUAAACAGAGCAAGCUGUCCAUCUCUGGGCACUAUAGUCUGUCACUGGCUGUAAGUGCAGUUUCAUUGUGAGUUUGCAGCUCCUUAGCGUUCUCUGGAGAACCCCCCAAGAGCUGGUUUCUGGUGGCCUCUUUUCGGGGAAUGGGGGGAGGCACCCGGGCGGGAACUGCUUUGGCUCAGUUGGUGCCCGGUGAUGGUCAGUGGCACCCCUUUGCUUUGUCUAACCUGUCCAGCACCUGUGGGCGCUCCUUUAACAUUGAUCCAGUUAUUUAGAUUAUGAGGUUGGGCAGGAUUUGGGACCUAAAGUGUGAGAAAAACUUUGCUAAGUGUUGUGUCGCCGGAUUUGAGAAAUCACUUCUCCAUCUGAAGUGUUGCAUUGUCCCUGUCUGAACCACGAAGGCCACAUACACCCCUCCUGUUUAAAUCUCUUGUCGCUAAGCUAGGAAAACCCAAUUGCCUAAAGCCCCCAUAGUGGGGUUCAUUCACAAAUAGUCAUUUUCUCAAAAACUAAGUCCAAAGGCAAGGCGCUGGCUUUGAAAGUAUUUGUGGUUCUGGUCACUGGUUUGAACUCAUGAUCAGAUUUCUAGUAUAUGUGCUUUGAUUUCUUUCAGUCCCCAAGCGUGUUGACUAGAGUUAAUUUCAUGGCUUUUCUUCAAUCUAAGAGAUGAAGAAAAGGUGCCCCAGAAAUCUAGAGAGACAGUCUUCUUUAUUAAAUUCCAGUUUUCUGUCACUUUAAGCAGGUGGUUUUGGCUUAUGUAGGGGUAAAAUAAUAUAUGUGAAAUGACUUCUGGGGGACAAAGUACAUUUGCUGAAAGUUCUGAUAUAGGGUCAUGAUUAAUCCUAAAGUUUUAGUUUGAAGUAUUCUAGUAUAUGGGAUUACAGAAGAGCCCUUAACUUACAGUCAGUUUAAGGAGCUCUCUUCCUGAAUUCUCUUCCUCACUCAGGUUUGAAAUACCUCUGUGUAAAAAUGUUCCUUGUUAUUGGUUGUUGUUGUUGGUGUUUAGGUUCAGGCCAAGAAUCAUCUGGAAAACAUUAUCUUCAUUCCUUCUCUUAUGUCCUAAGCAGUACAUUUUACUAAGAAAUUCCAUAUUAAAUACUCUAGUAAGAUCCCUUUCUGAGAUUAUUGUCCCAUAAAUGAAUUUGUUUUCAUUUAAUAAGUUGAAUUAUUUCCAUUUAGCCAUAUUCAAGAGCAGAUAAAGUCUGGAGAAAGCAAUUUUGUGACCCAUGACUCUGGUGUACCCAUUUUCCCUUAAUAAUGGGAAGUGUUUUGAAAUUCCCAGAAGAAAGCUGCUUUGUAAUCAAAGCAAUGGAUUAUAAGAAAGCCAGACUUUUGGAUAAUUGGAAUAGAGGGAGGUGCUUGAAGAUUCCCUAAACUACUUUAUGCCAUUUACUUACAUUUCUGAAAGGCCUGCUUUGGUGCCAUGCACUGAGAUCUAUCAGUUGACUGAAAGAUAAUCAUGUUUUCUUGGUAAAUGUUUAAACAACUGACAACCACAAAGGCCUUUCCUUAUUGGUCUAUAUCAUGCACUGAUGCAGACAUUACAAAAAUGGGUCCAGAAGGGAAUAUCACAGUCUUUUCUUUAAAAUACAAAAGUAUCCCAGCCAAUCAUUUAUUACAGUCAACUUGUUUUACAUGUCCCCCAUCAUGAGAAAUGCUGUCAACAUCUCCUAUGAUUUCUAAGUUGAGAGCUCUGUACCAAAUGUUAUUUAAUCCUUAUGUCCUGCUGAGUGGUUUUGCCUUUAAAAUAUAUUUUACCACCCUGUGGCACUGAAUGUGUUGCUGUGAUACACAGAUAAUCCUGAGCUAUGGUUCUUUAAAUAGUUCUGUUCUUGUGUUUUUAUAUUAUGUAACAGUUUUGUGAUGCUUUUGUGCAUUCUUUGUCUUCUCUUCCGAGUUUUGAAAUCUAUCAUAAAUAAACUUUUUCACUAUGCACCUGAAA